GUGCUUACUUUCCUGACCGCUCAGUGUCGCUGUUCUGGAAAGCGUUUUGUUUAAUGCCUGUUACGUCACUUCCUUCUUUCUCUUCGACCUCCGGUAUAGCGAGGAGGACAGGACUGUGGACAAAAUGUCCUCCCAUAAGACUUUCAGGAUCAAGCGCUUCCUUGCCAAGAAGCAGAAACAGAACCGGCCGAUUCCACAGUGGAUCAGAAUGAAGACCGGCAACAAGAUCAGGUACAACUCCAAGAGGAGACACUGGAGGAGGACCAAGCUCGGCUUGUAAACAUGAGUGGAUCUCAGCAUGCCUCCUUUCCAACGUCUGCCGGAGCCUGACCACACAGAGGAGCCGCGUCACCUGGAGCAGCAGUUAUUUUGUACAGAUUCUCAUGUUUGACAAUAAAAGAUCUUUGGUCAACAGUGAAA
Molecule: messenger RNA, 420 nt
Organism: Oryzias melastigma (Indian medaka)
Lineage: Eukaryota; Metazoa; Chordata; Actinopteri; Beloniformes; Adrianichthyidae
Gene: rpl39
Product: ribosomal protein L39
Exons: 3
Coding region: 125-280 (51 amino acids)
Biological process (GO): translation
Cellular component (GO): cytosolic large ribosomal subunit; ribosome
Molecular function (GO): structural constituent of ribosome
Source: RefSeq, a predicted model, not a curated record